This is a messenger RNA of Lucilia cuprina (Australian sheep blowfly), 17199 nucleotides long. RefSeq names its product midasin. Lineage: Eukaryota; Metazoa; Arthropoda; Insecta; Diptera; Calliphoridae. Gene Ontology annotation, cellular component: nucleus; preribosome, large subunit precursor. The transcript has 13 exons. Gene Ontology annotation, biological process: rRNA processing; ribosomal large subunit assembly. The record is from RefSeq and is a predicted model, not a curated record. The coding region runs from base 132 to 17021 and encodes 5629 amino acids. Gene Ontology annotation, molecular function: ATP binding; ATP hydrolysis activity.
UGAAGUUCUGUGAUUUUUACAUGUUUUUUGGUUUAAAUUUAAAUAAAAAAUUUAAAAAGUUUAAAUAAAACUAAUUAUUUCGAUUAAAAUUGUUGUAAUCCUUAUUAUAUGCAUUUGAAAAAAUAGAUAAAAUGGAAUUUAGUGUUCAUAAAAUAAAGAAAAAUGUACAACAACUUGUAUCAUUGAUUCAAACUCCAAAUGAAAAAUUAAAUUUCUUACUUGAUUUUUUGGAUAAAAAGAGCUACCGCAGCAGUGAUAUUGAAUUUUUGCUCCGAUGUUUAAGCAGUUCUUUACUCGACGAGACGUUAACUAUACCAAUUGCAACGGCAUUUGAAGAUUGUUUAUUGUUGCUUAUAACGAACGCUGUAGGUGGGAAUGAUUUUGAAAAUGCCAUCGAAUAUCAAUGGAAAUGUAUCGCUUUGGCAAAACUUAUGCAUUUGUCGCUUUGCGCUAAACGUUUUGCACUGUCCUAUUUCCUGAACAAGCCGGCUCCAUUUUCAACAUCUUGUGAUGAAGUAGCUUCAAAGAAGUCGAAAACGAAUUUAAACGAUAAACCAGAUGCAUUUGCAAUUAUUAAAUGUUGUUUUUAUCUUUUAAAAGCUGACACGAGUUUUUUUAAGGAUCUUUGGAAUUGGUCGGAAUUUCUUCUUUGUUAUGGCGAACCAUCCGAAAAUGAAAGUCCUCUUUUGAAAGUGUACAGAAAUCACAUAGUCGCAAUGUUAACAAAUAUGAACGCUACAACCUUACACAAAUUGAAUGAAAAACUACCAGAAGAAUUGCUUAUUGAAUUUUACGAGGAACAAGAAUCUAUGAGACUUUUAAAUUUAUCAGAUUCCGUCGAAGAUGAAAUUGCAGAAUCAUCAGAGGAUACUAUUUCUAUAAACGCAAAUAGCGCAUUGUUUGUAACAAACAUUGAAGGAGUAUUUUUACCCAUAUUUAACAGGGACAAUUAUGAUUAUUUUCGCACGAUGGAAAGUAAUCAAGAGAGCAUAGUUCGUGUUGAAUCAACCAGAGUGAAUCUUCGAAGCAUUGCCCUAGGUAUAACUUCUGGAAAAGCCAUUUGUCUCUCUGGUCCGGUAGGCUGUGGUAAAACUACACUAGUUGAGUAUUUAGCUCGUAUGACUGGAAGAAUUGCUCCUAAAAAGGAUGUUGUGGUAGAUGAAUUUAAUUCUAUGUUUAACCAAGAAAAUAAUCAGAUAAUCAGCAAUGUCAACAGCAAUAAUAAGGAAGGUAUUUGUAAUAAGCGAAAAAUUGUCUCAUCUGAUGUUACAAACUCUGCUUCAACGAAUGGGUUUUUGCGAAUUCAAUUGGGUGAUCAGACUGACAGCAAAAUGUUACUUGGUCAGUAUCAUUGCACUGAUGUUCCCGGUGAAUUUAUAUGGCUGCCUGGUGUUCUUACGCAGGCUGUCAUGAACGGCUAUUGGUUGCUUCUAGAAGAUUUGGACUGCGCUACAACUGAUACGUUUACAGUUUUGAGUAGUCUGCUUGAAAACAAUUAUCUUAGUGUGCCAGGAUUUCGAGAUUAUGUUAAAGUUACUCCUGGAUUUCAGUUAUUUGUGACUGUGAGGACACAUAAAUCAUCGUCCUCAAACUGGUCACAGAAGGCAUUGUUUUCAUUAUUGGAGAAACAUCUGUACCCAAUUAACAUUUUGCCAUUGUCCCGAAAUGAACUGUGCGAAGUCAUUAGAAGUAAAUAUUCUAAAUUGGCGACUGUAGCUAAUCGAAUGGUAGACGUGUUCCUUACAUUUUCUAGUGGAGACCAUAAUAUAGCCGACAAUCUUCGCCAGCAAGAGACCAGAGACAAAGCAAGUGCAACAGAAACCUUCCAGCAAUUGCCUUACGAAGAAGUUAAUAUGACAUCUUUAACGAGUUCGGGACGUUUAGUGUCGACGCGUGACCUUAUAAAGUUGUGUCAAAGAUCGAAUCCUUCAUUUUCUGUUACCAGCACAGAAUGUGCAUAUUUUGUAUUUCAAAACGCCGUCGAUAUAUUUUGUUCGUAUUUGCCGAACAGCAAAGAGAAAACGAAAUUAAUAGUAGGAAUCGGAGCAAAAUUGGGAAUUAUACAGUCUCGUUGCGAACACUUGGCCGAUGAAUUCAAGCCUGAAGUUUGCGUAGAUAGCGAACGCAUUAAAGUUGGUCGAGCAGAACUUUAUGCUCGAACACUAUCAUCCUCUAGCGAUGAGAGAAAUGAGAUCGCAAUGAAGGAACUUUCAACAGAAGAACAGUCGUUGAAGAGACUUAAGUUGUCGAACGGUGAAGGAAAGGUCAUACGUCAUUUUUCCACAAAAUCGAACGCUUUAUCAACCACUUUUUCAUUUACACGUCUGGCUUCUUGCCUUUUGGAACGGAUUGCAGUUUGCGUAGCUAAUGCGGAACCAGUGUUAUUAGUUGGAGAAACAGGCGUGGGCAAGACAUCAUCGGUGCAGUAUUUGGCCGCAAGAACUAAACAUAAAUUAGUUGUUGUAAAUAUGAACAACCAAUCUGAUGUUUCCGAUUUAGUGGGUGGUUUUAAGCCAGUAGAUCUUGCAUAUGUUAUUGCUCCUUUGCGAACAGAAUUCGAAGUGCUAUUUAGAAGAACAUUCAAUCAAUCGAAAAAUGAAUCUUUCCUAACAAAAUUCAGCAUCUGCUACAAUCAAGGCAACUUUUCAGUGAUUGUGAAGCUGAUGAUUAAAAUUGUUGAUAAUAUUUUUGAAAAGUCCGAACGUAAUGAACUUAGAGAAAAGGAUAUGCUUUUGAUGCCCCGCUGGAUGGCUUUAAAAAUAAAAUUGCAAAAACUAAAUAGCCAACUCAGUAAAUCUAUUAAUAUAUCUUUUGCCUUUAUACCAGGAUCUCUGGUUAAUUGCAUAAAAAAUGGCGAUUGGCUUCUAUUGGACGAAAUAAACUUAGCUUCAGCCGAAACAUUGGAAUGUUUAUCCACUAUUUUGGAGCCAGAUGGAUCGGUUGUAUUGUUAGAAAAAGGUGACUUUACUCCAGUUAAAAGGCAUCCUGAUUUUCGAAUCUUUUCUUGUAUGAAUCCUAAUACUGAUAUUGGUAAAAAAGAUUUGCCAGUUGGCAUUCGCAACAGAUUUACAGAAUUUUUUGUGGAUGAAGCUGAGACGGAAGCCGAUUUGAGUUUGCUUAUAUCAGACUAUUUAAGUGCUACUGGCAUACAAAAGAAGAGUGUAAUGAGCAUCGUGAAACUGUAUAAACGGCUAAAAUCAUUAGCCAAGCUGGAGCUAAAUGAUGGCCUCGGAAAUAGGCCAGUUUAUUCCUUGCGUACUCUUUGCAGAUCUUUAACAAUAUGUGCAAAAAACUUGUGUGGAUCGAUCGAAAGAAACCUUUAUGAAUCAUUCUGUUUAAGUUUUUUGACACAGCUCGAUCCUCAAUCACACAAUGUAGUACAACACUUGAUAAAAGAGGCGUUGCUUAGCAAUGCUAAAGCCGUACUCCAACAGGCAAUACCAAAACCGGGUGAAAAUUAUCUUAACUUUGAAGGUUAUUGGAUUGAAAAGGGCCCAAAAGAACUACAGGAUUGCAGUAAUUACAUUUUAACAGACAGUGUUAAAGAAAACUUAAAGGACUUGGCACGUAUUAUAUCUAUUGGUAAACUUCCUAUACUUUUACAAGGCCCAACAUCGGCGGGAAAAACAAGUUUAAUUGAUUACGUAGCAAGGCGAAGUGGAAACCACUGUCUGCGUAUAAAUAACCAUGAACACACAGAUCUGCAGGAAUACAUUGGUACCUAUACUACCGACGUUAGUGGAAAGUUGGCUUUUAAAGAGGGUAUUUUGGUACAGGCUAUGCGUAAUGGUUACUGGAUAAUUUUAGAUGAACUUAACUUGGCGUCAACUGAAAUUUUGGAAGCUCUUAAUCGUGUUUUGGACGACAAUCGCGAAAUUUUCAUACCAGAAACCCAAACUGUUGUCAAAGCUCAUCCCAAUUUUAUGCUAUUUGCUACACAAAAUCCCCCCGGUUUAUAUGGUGGAAGAAAAACGCUAUCCAGAGCAUUCAAAAAUAGAUUUAUUGAAUUGCACUUCUCUGAUAUACCACGAACGGAGUUGGAAAUAAUUUUAGAAAAAAAGUGUCUCAUACCUGCUUCUUAUGCCCGAAAAAUGGUUGCUUGCAUGGUUGACUUGCAAAAGAAUAGAAAAUCCACUUCCAAAAACACCUUUACACUGCGUGAUCUUUUUAGGUGGGGCAUACGUUAUACAUUGGCCGAUAAAAAGCUAUUGGAAGACCCAAAAUAUGAUUGGAAUCAGCAUUUAGUCGAAGAAGGCUACUUAGUACUUUCAGCAAAAGUACGAACGGAAAUUGAGUUGGAAGUAAUUGAUGAAACUUUGUACAAAAACUUUAAGAAACGUGUAAACUUAGACAGAUUGUUCGAUACGAGUGGAAAUGGAGAAACAUCGCUUGUCACUAAAUAUAUAAUUGAUGAAAUUCACAACUUUAAAUCUCGCACAGAUAUCGUAUGGACUCGUAAUAUGACACGCAUGGCCGUGCUGACAGCGAAAGCUCUACAGUUUGAUGAACCCGUUCUAUUGGUGGGACCCACUGGCUGUGGCAAAACUACUGUGUGCCAAUUGUUGUCAACAAUCCGUGGUGUAAACUUGCGUAUUCUUAACUGUCAUAUGCAUACAGAAGGUGCAGACUUUUUGGGAGGUCUGCGGCCUUGUCGGAAUAACGACAGUCAACAAGAAACUAAAAAAAUAUUCGAGUGGGCAGAUGGUCCAUUGAUUCAGUCUAUGGAAGAAGGCUCCUACUUUAUGGCUGACGAAAUAUCUUUGGCGGAAGAUUCUGUGCUGGAACGCUUAAAUUGUAUUUUAGAACCAGAACGUACAGUUUUAUUGGCAGAAAAAUGUGGUAUUAUAUCUGAGAACCAAUUAACAGAGGGGAUUGCAAAAGAGUUUGUGGUUCAAGCUAAACCCGGAUUUCAGUUCUUAGCUACUAUGAAUCCUGGUGGAGAUUUUGGUAAAAAAGAACUUUCACCAGCUUUGAGAAAUCGUUUUACCGAGAUAUGGUGUCAGCCUUCGAAUUCUAGAGAUGAUCUCGUAGAAAUUGCUAGUAAUUGUAUUAUUGACCAGAUAAAGAAUACAUCAAUUGAUAGAGCGGAGAUUCUUAAAAUAGCUACAUUCAUAGUAGAUAUUGUUCUGUACAUGAAAAACACAAUUGACAAGUUUAAGUUUUCCAUAAGAGAUAUAUUAGCCAUGGCCAACUUUAUUGUAACAAAUACGACGCUAACCUUCCCCGAAAAAGCGAUAUUUGGUUUGGAAACUACAUUUUUGGAUGCAUUGGAAAUGUCAUUGCAUGAAUCAUCUGAGCAAUUAGAGAAACUUAAGAUACAAAUAAUUGAAUAUGCAAUACAGCAAGCAAAUGAAAUAAUAGGCGAAAAAUUCACUCUAUCUGAACUGUUAAAGAACAAGGGGACUACUGUAGAAUAUACCUCAAAUAAUACUUUUGGAAUUAAGCCAUUUUACAUUAACACGAACAGCGAAACGAACGAAGCUAUGCUAAACACCAGCAAAUAUUUUCUUUUUGAAGCACCUACUACCAAACAGAAUCUCUUUCGUUUACUCUCGGCUUUGUCGCUAAAUAAACCAAUUUUAUUAGAAGGUCCUCCAGGUGUAGGAAAAACAUCUAUAGUUGAAAGCCUCGCUCAUGCUAUCGGAUACAAUAUUGUGCGUAUUAAUCUUUGUGAACAUACUGACCUGGCAGAUCUAUUUGGAACUGAUUUGCCAGCUGAGGAUAAUAUUUCAAAUUUAAAAUCGGAAGAAGAUAAGAAAAACACUAACUUACAAAUCGGUUCCUUUCAAUGGCGCGAUGGUCCAUUGCUAGCAGCGCUAAAAGCUAACAAUACUUGGAUCCUUUUAGAUGAAUUGAAUUUGGCCCCGCAAUCGGUUUUAGAAGGUCUCAAUGCAAUUCUCGAUCAUCGUGGAGAAGUGUAUAUACCAGAACUAAACAAAACAUUCGCACUCAACAAACAAACUCGUGUCUUCGCCAGUCAAAAUCCCCUGAAACAAGGCGGUGGUCGCAAGGGCUUGCCUCAGUCAUUCCUUAAUCGUUUCACAAAAGUGUAUGUACAGAAACUUACGACCGAAGAUUUAUUAUUUGUUGUAGAAGGCAAAUACAAAACCUAUUUUGAUGAACUGAGAGCCAGUUUUGUUAAACUAUUACCACCUUUCCAUGAACGGUCAUCUAAGAAUCUCUUUGACAUACAUAGAUCAAUGAAACAAAAUCAGGAAGACCUUUCUGAAUUGGAUAUGAUCACAGAUCAAAAUGAAUGUUUGAUUCCUGAAUUUGAUUUAUCACUGCGAUUAGUUCGUUUUUCGGAAAUCCUAGAUAAUGGCAUAACAACGAUGGAAUUUGGAUAUAAGGGUGGUCCAUUUGAAAUAAAUUUGCGAGAUAUACUAUUUUGGUGCGAUCUAUUGAAAAGUCCUCAAACUGGAUUCACCGUUAAACACACUCAAGGAUUUAGGCGGAACUUUGAUAAUUUCUUAUUAACCCUCUAUGAGCGCAUGAAACUGGUGUAUUACCAACGAAUGCGCUGUGAGCAAGACAAACAAUUUAUUCGCAAUACAUUCGAAUCUGUUUUCAAAUGCAAUGCGGAAUAUCUGAAUGCGAUAUCUGAAGAUGUCGGUCUUUACUGGACCAAUGAGAGAAUAUACAUUAACGACAUAACUAUUGAUCGUGAUACUCAACCACUGCAUUUCCAAAAACCAAUGGAAUGUUCACCUCUAUUACUGGAAACGCAACGUGAGACUCUGAAAAACUUAGUCGAGUGUGUACAUGUGGAGAAGCCUGUACUUUUGUGUGGUUCAACUGAUACGGGCAAAACAAAAAUUAUUGAUACAUUGUGCUUUAUAUCCAAUCAGAUGUGUAACUUGGACAACAUUGAUGACUCCGUAACAGGGAGUUUCCAACAGAUCGAUCUUAACCGGCAUCUUGAAGAAAUAUCGUUUCAUGUUGAAUGUAUAUAUUUAAAAUUCAUUCAGAACACAAUUUUAGACAGUUCUAGCACAAUUAAAAUGAUUUCUGAAUUGUUGGACUCAUGGAAUACUUACAGUGUUUUACGCAAUUAUAAAUGUGAAUUGACAAACAAAUCGUUUGUUUCUGAGGAACUUGUAAAUUAUCGUAGACGAAUAGAUAAACUAAAUAAUCUUAUUGAAAUCCUGCAAAAAAGUAUUUACUGUUCCGCUAAUGAAAAGUACACCGAAGAGUUAAAUAAUAUUCGUAAUAAACUCAAUUUGUUGAAAUUGCAUGUUAAGAAUACAGAAUCUUUAAAUACAGGCGGUUGUUUUGAAUGGGUUGACUCAAAAAUUGUUAAAUCACUCAAGGAUGGUCAAUACAUUUUACUCGAACAUGUAAACCUUUGUUCUUCAGCUGUCCUGGAUCGUUUGAAUCCUGUCUUUGAGCCGAGUGGCACUUUAAUGUUAUCUGAAAAGGGCGUUACAGGAAAUGAAAAGGCUGAAAUUGUUAAGAAGUCUGAUAAUUUCAGAGCAUUUCUAACGCUAGAUCCUAAAAAUGGAGAAUUAUCUCGAGCUAUGCGUAAUCGUUGCGUUGAAAUUUUCAUAAACAAUCAAACACCUAAUAUGGAUGAUAAACGUAUAUUAGUGUUCCACCAGGGAGUGCGAGACAUAAAUGCCAUUAACUGCAUAAUAAACAUUCAUGACAAAAUUUCUAAACUUACAGAAAUAAAUAACUUAACGAUAUCGCAUCUUACUCAGACUGCCUUUUUGUGCGCUUCAUAUAAGCGAAUUGGCUACCAAAUGAAAAGGGCAAUAUAUGUAAGUGCCAUGGAAGUUUAUGUAUAUUCUGCUUCUACGGAUUUGAUGGGUUACGGUUUAAAUUUUUACCAAAAUAAACUAAGAGAAAUUGUCAUAAUGGAGUCAGAGAAAUUUACUGCCAAUUUACAUCAAGAUCAUUUGAAAGACGUUGUUUUAAAAUGUAGUUCUUUGACCGAAAUUCCUUUAGUGAAUUUGCAAAUUGUUCCUUUAAAAGUUGUUUUGGAUAAUUUAUUGGAUGCAAGUCAAGCGCAAGAAGCAUUAUCUCUAUUAUUUUCCGAAUUUUCAACUAUAAAUAUGGAAAAUAUUAACUUUGAGGACUUUGCAAAGUACUUGAUUUAUAUGACAUAUGAAGCGAGCUCGUUAAAUGAUUUGCGGUAUCGUUAUCUGCAGUUAGAAAAAUGUCUAAAAGACUAUCCAGCAUUAUGGGAACUUUCCAAAACCCUUUACAACUGUAUAGUCAAUACCGAUAACGACAGUAUUCUGCCAUCAUUGCCCUGGAAUACAAAAUUGUAUCCUAGAAUACGUGAUUACAAGUUGGAAACAUCAGAAAAACUUGGUUUCUGUUUGAGCAGCUCUCUAAUUUUUAACAUGUUGAUAGCUCCAUUGCCACAAGAGCCAGUAACAAAAAUGAGCUCUAUCGAUGUACUGACAUAUUCCCAAGCUAUUGCAAAACAGGUUUUAAGCGAUAAACUUAACAAUUCGUUCCUACAACAUUACUCUGAUUUUCUCUUACACCUCCAAAAGGUACUAAAGAGUAGUAUGUACCAGGCCCAGUUGGAUAUGGAAUCAUAUAUUGAAUUAAUCACUGCAUUACAGUGGUUUAAUCGCAUACUGAAUCUAUCGCGAUUGAAUUUAUAUCUAAACAAGGAGGUUAACACUGACCUACUUGAUAAACUUAUAUUACACUUUAAAUGGUUGAACAAGAACCUGAUGACCCUAGUUCACAAAUUACUGCCUAACAUUCAUACAAUAUCGCCCGAACUAUACAAUAGCCAACGACAACUUCUUGAUUAUGUGUCAAGCAUCAAGCAUCCCUUAAAUGUUCGUCGUAAAAUGUAUGCAAAGCACUUAUUAGAAUUCCAGCCAUUUUCUCAAAAAGAAGAGGUGCAAAUCUUUAUGAAAAUACAAGAAUUAGAUCAAUUACUAAGUGUAAUUCCUUUAUAUGGGCAAUUUACUCCUGAGGAUGUGUUUAAAAAGUUCGCUGCUCAAAAUAGUGAAAGCUCACGGCGAGCUUAUGCCAUUAUUUCUAAAAACUAUACUCUGUUCGACUUUAAAAAGACUCAAGAAGUCAGUUUAAAUCGUAAUUGUGGAAAAUUAAUACCAGAAGAGUUGAAAUUGAAUUUACAACAGUUUUUAAGUACUUUAACGGAAAAUAAUUUUAAUAACGUGCAACUUUCUUCCGAAGAUCUUGACAUCAUAGAAUCUGAUCUAAAUGAAAUAUCACAAUUACUUGCUCCUACACCUUUCUCAGAAGCAAUCGCUGAAAAAUCUUACAAUAUGCCGCACGAAAUUCAAUUAAAAACGCUUGCAAUAAGAGAAUACUUUUUAAUUAAAUCAUUAAUAGCAACUAUAGAAAAUACGGCAGUAAAUAGUGUUCAAAUAAACUGUGAAUAUCAGGAGGAAAUUCCAUUUUUAAAUAGCACAACAGUUUCGUUGCUAAAUACAUGUAAACUGUCGUACUUUCAAAAAUAUCGUGAUAUAUGGUUACAUAUCUCCAGUUACAUAAACAAUAUGCAGACUUCCGAAGAAUUUGAAGAUCUUUUGCAAUAUUUAGAUGGAGGCUACAAGCACUUUUCAGCCAUAAACAGACUUGUCUCGAAUUCAGUGCACAGACUGCAACUUGAAAGUCUAAAUUCUCACCUUGAGUGUGUACGAGUUCAUGAUUGUAAAGAUAACAUUCAGAGUCAAAAUACAUUUAAUGGUCCUCCUUUCAUCAACAUCAUGUCUAAUUUAUUAUUCGUUGAUGAAAGUGGAGCAUUUAAAACAGUGCCUUUGCGUGAUUUGGAUCUUUGGAAAAAUUCUUUAAAUCAACUGUGUCAGAUAGUCUGGCACAACUCUAUGCUCGUGACACCAACAUAUAAUGUAGCAUGGAACAAUUAUAUGCGUUCGUUGAGAAAUGCAAAACGUUUAUUGUCAGAAGUGAAAUAUCUUGAGAUGUACUGUCGAAGUGACGCCGAAAAAAAUUUAACAAAUUAUACGGAAUCUUUUCAUAAUUUAAUUGUAAAAUUAAAAGAUUGCACUGCUGACACCGAAGAAAAUAUUUCGGAUAAUACCAGUGCGACUGGAAAUCAAGUGGUUUUGUAUAAAUCUUCUUUAAUGAACACUUUAAUUGGUUCUAUAGAAUUAUGCCUCAUUCCUUUCACACCGCUUAUAGAUCCUGUAGAAAAGAAUCGAUUAAAGAAUGAAUAUAUGGCGGAUGAUAUUUAUAUCUUAAAUAACUUUAAAUCAGCCUACGACUUUUCCAGAAUUUCGAUGAAGUAUAAACAUUUUGGUGAAGAAAUUUAUGAAGCUAUCAAGAGAAAUCUCGACAUUUUAAAGGAGAAACAAAACAAGCUCAAAGAAAAGGUAGCUCUGAGACCAGAGAAAUGUUUAUAUGGGGUUUUGGUCAGGGACAUUACCCACUUCAUAACUACAAAUUGUAAUCCAGACGUUCUAUUAAAACUUGUGAAUAGCGUUGAAUCAAUUUGGGACGUUCUAUUUGGAAAUAUGGAUUCUGAUUGUUUGAGCGGAAUCCUUGAAAGUUGCGAUGAAAUUAUAAAAAAACUCAGUUUAUGGAUUGCAAAUUCUCAGCGUUUUGUUCAUCACACAUUGAAACCGUAUUUGCUUUACUAUCAGGACUUUUUGAAACCAUUGCAAUGCUCAAUCAAUCAACUACGUUUUGGAUUCGAAGGUCUAAAGCUUGUUCUCGCCCAGAUUAAAAAUAAUAUAAUUGAUGAAGGAAAUGGCAUAUGCGUCAACAUUAAUGCCAACAACAAGCUGCACAAAGUGUUGAAAAACAUUGCAGAGUUUCCGACUAGUAAAAUGCUUGAUAUCUUCAAUGUUAAUUCCUCCAAAGAUAUUUUACAAAAUCGUUGUCCUGUAUUCAGUAUAAUUAAUAAAAUGUCUAGAUGUGAAUCGGAUUAUUUCCAUUUGUUGAAAGCCAAGGUUGUUGAACUUAAGAACCGUGUUGAAAUUUCUCACUUUAUCAAUCAGGAGCUAUUCGCAGAAUUUGACUUUGCCUUCAAUAUCAUCAACCAAGUUUGGCAACGUGAAGAAGAACUAAGACGGCAGAAGCAGAAGGAAGAUGAAAGUCUUUAUCUAACUAAAACAAAGUGUGAAGACGAGGAUGAAGAAAUGCAGGAGUUAAAGGAAAUUGAAGAAAUAUUUCCAACUGCGAUUCAAGAAGAUUUCGGUGACUUCAUACAGGAAGAUACUUUGGAGAAAGUGAUCAAAUUGAACACAAAGAAGCCAUUGAAAACUAAAAGAGAUCAUAUUGUUGUACAAGAAAAUGAUUACGCUUUUAUUGCCAAAAACUUCAUCGAAAUCUUAGUCAAAAGCUCUCAAACUUAUUAUCAUCCAAAACCUAAACGUUCUGAUAACAACGAACAAAUUGAUUUUGUAUAUUACUUCAAGGAGCGUUUCCAAGUUUUUCUUAAGAUUUACAAUAAAUACAAAUCUUCUAUAAACGACUGGUUAGAUGAAGAAUGCUUUAGUAGUUUUUACUUCAGCAUGGCCAUCCAAAAAGAUGCGCUGGACGAAAAUCUAUUAACGAAUCUAAAACAAGAGAAACCUUAUAAUUUCUAUAAAGAUUCGAAUAUACAAGAAAUAGUAUCCUGUGGAGAUGUCCUGAAUGACAUUGAAAAGAGAGUUACUGAACAACUAGAAUUAUAUCCCGAACAUGCAACGUUGAUUGAUAUUAAAAAAAUUAUCGAUCGUAUUCGCAUCUUACCAUCGACCGCGCCGGUAGUACGUUUCAAUACUGGUUUUCAAAUACUGCGCCAAAAUGUUGCUCUUUGGAAUGAAGUUGCUCAUAAAAACAACAACCUUAAAAAUGAAGAACAAGAGGUUGCGCAAUUUGUUCAAAAAUGGACGCGCCUGGAACUGCAGUUUUGGCGCAAUUGUUUAGCACAAACCUAUGAAAAAGUUGAAUCAAAUGCAUAUAAAUAUUGGUUUUUCAUUUAUAAUCUAGUCCAUGAAUUCAUUGCUGAACGAGAAAUUGACUCAUCUUUGGCCAACAUCACCUACACAAUGAAAAGGUUUGAAGAACACGAGAUUUUAGACCCGACAGAAACCAGUGCCAAGAAAUUUACGGUGGAAGCCAAAGAUAUUAUUAACAUUUUGAGACAGUUCGUAGAGUCGUCAUGUUAUGGUGAUUUUAGCAUAAGAAUGCAAUUGCUUUUAGCUUUCGAGCUAUAUCUACAUAACUGUAUCAAUUACACUGCGAAUGAUAACAAUAAUACCACUAACGCACAAAUUUGGCAAUUGAUUUCCGGCAUCCGAAAUUUGCAGUUGUACUUUGAUCAAUUUUCUAAGGAAAUUGAAGAACACCAAAAAUCCAUUAGAGCUCCAAUUGAGAAAAAACUUAAGGAGUUAGUUAAAAUCGAAAGUUAUAACAAAGACUUGUCCUACUUUAGCAUGCGAAAUAAUGUCGCUCGUGUUCAUCGAAAUCUUAACAAAUUCUUAAAGGAAUAUGAACAGCAACUGAAGGAGAAAAUAACAGCAGUUUUUCAACCAAAGGAUUCUACUGCCAAAGACUUUAAUUUCGCCAACGAUAAAGGAAAAGAUUUAAGAUUUGAUUCUAAAAUGAAAUAUUAUAUGGUCGAUCCCAAAUAUUUCGUUUUAGCUUCGAAGCAAAAAAGUAAUGCAACUGAGGAAGUGAACAAUACUGAUUCAGCACAAACAUUGCUUUCGAAAGCUCAACGGUUGUUCAACACCUCUCGUAAUGUGGUUAAGGAGACUGUUACAAAUGCCCACUAUCCUAAACUUAUAAUCGCAUUAGACUCUCUGUUAUCUCAACAGUUAGAAAGGUGUGACUAUUUAAGAAAUUUGACUGUCGAUAGGACUAAAGAACGUCCUAAACAAAAGUUGGAAGCUAAACAUAUAUUACAACAGAAACGUAAAGCAUUAACGGAUCUCUUUAAAGCCCUUUCAACUCUAGGUGUUAACUACAAGACCGGUCUCAUGGAAUUAUCGAUGAGCACCGAAUUCGAAGACAUAUUCUUGCCUCCAUUCUGCAUUAAAUCCAUGCUCUCAAAUUUCAAGGAAAAACGACUUCAACCAAAAUUGUUGCAGUUAAAUGAAAACUUGGAUGUAUACUUUAAUAAAUGUGUUUUCAAACUAAAAUUACUGCGGAAUAUAAUGCUUACGCCUUUGUCUGAACUGGGUCCCCCGAAUAUUGAGCGUAUAAAAGGUUACGCUGUCGACAUGUUCCUUUUGGUGCAGAACCAAAGAAAACUCUUAGCCUCUACCACUAAGGUUAUGUAUGAUAAUAGGGUUAUGUUGCAGCAGCUAAAAGACUUGGAAGAUGUAAAUAGUAAAGCUGAGCUUGAUGAGAGCUAUAUGAAUUUCAGUAGAUUCCGUGAUCGAUGUGAUGCCUUGAAAGCUGUUGUUACACGUAUACGCUAUGUUUUCGAACAACUAAAAUUAUAUUUCUUGCGUAUUCCCACCAAUGUGCGAAAGGAAAAUGUGUUAUUUGCUGAUGUGGAUGGUGGAAAUGUAUUUAAGAAUUCAGUAGACUCAAGUGCUGUUAUAUCUGAUUGCGAAAAAGUUUUGUCAUUAUCAAAAUCUGCACUAGAGCGCUUAAACACCGAUACCAGCGAAUUUGUACUUAAAGAUCGUCUAAUUGAUUAUAAAAACACCUACAACAAAUUAUAUAACUCAAUACAGGAUAUCUUAAAAAACUUCAAAACCAAUGAAAACGAAUACUUGCCUAUAGCUAAACCUCUCAUCGACCUAUCUUACAACAUCAAUGAUACCAUUCAAGAGAUAUUUACAGAUGAAAGUAAAUCAAAUUCAGAAUGUAGUUUAGAAAGCAUCGAUCAGCAGCUGGAAUCCAUAAUUCAUUCUAUGCUUCUUUCUUUGCAAAAACUUUACAAAAAAUACCCAUCAAAAACCCAGUCAGAUGAGGAAGAGAAACAACAAACAAAGAAGAAAAAUGACGAUGACAACGAAGAACUUGAUGAUCAGCAUUUGAAGAAAAAACUGUAUGGUGCACUUAAGGAAGAUUGGAAUGUGAUGAAUAUGGAAAAGAUAAAUGAACAAUUAACGAAUGUACUUCUUACACUUAAAUUGUCUGAGCCAUCUGUGGAGAAAAUUGAACUCAUUAAGAAAUUAUUAAGCAUUCAACCGCUUCUUGAACAAUUUAAUUUGAUGGCAGAGUACUUUUUGUGCCAACAGUUGGGAGCGCACAAGGUGUCCGUAAAAAUGUUGUCAAUAAUACUAACCGUAUUCGUAGAGAUCGGCACAAAAGGCUUCUGUGUGCCACAAGAUCUUAUGCAAGACGAAGAAGGGGAAUCAAAGAAAGACCAAAAAGAAGGUGAAGGUUUUGGUCUAGAAGAUGGAACCGGAGAAAAAGAUGCCUCAGAUAAAAUAGAAUCUGAAGAUCAAUUGGAUGAUGCGAAACGCCCUGAGGAUCGUAAGGAUGAAAAUGAUAAAAACGAACCGAAUGAUUGCAAAGAAGAGAAAGGAAUUGAAAUGAGUGACAAUUUUGAUGCAGAAAUGCAGGACAUAGAUAAACAAAACGAAGAGGAAGAUGACAGUGGAGAGUCUGAAAACGAGGAAGAUAUGAGUAAAGAAAUGGGCGAAACCGAAGAGGGUGCAGACAAACUAGACGAUCAAAUUUGGGGUGAUGACGAAGAACCGGAAGAGCAAGAGGAGGAAAAAGAAAUGCAAGAAGAGGAUGGCAAAGGAAAUGGUGAUGAACAGGAUGCCCAUAAUGACCUCAAUUCUAAGAAUGAUACCUCAAAGGACGACGAUGGAAAAAAUGAUCCCGAAAAGGAUGGUUUGGACGCCACAAAUGAACCAAACGAGGAGGACAAGAGAAAACGAGAAGAAAAUGAUAUAGACAAUAUGAAAGAUCAAGAAGAAGGUGAUCAAGAUCAGGUUAACCCAUAUCAUAAUGAACUAGAAGAACCAGAACAACCAGAAGAUUUCGAUUUGGGAGACCUUAAUGUUAACGACGACAAUGAGGAGGAUGAGAAACAGCAAGGCGAAGAUAAUCCUUUCGAUAUUGAUACUAUGAAAGAUAAUAUGCAGGAUGUUGAUGAAACUCAAGAAGACCAAAACGAUAAUGAUGAAGCAGGUGACAAAGACGAAAACAAAGAGAAUGUAAGUGAUGACAGUGAUUCGAAUGAUGAAGACGAUGAUACAAGUAAAUUGCAAAAUGAUGCUGAAACUCCUGAUGAGGAAAAACCAAAUGAAGAAGAAGAAAAUCAAGAAAAUUCAAACGAAGAAGUUGAUGAGCAGAAAAGAGGUCAAAUCGAAGAAGAAACUUCAGCAGAGGAAGAAUCAGAAAAUAGAAAUGAAAAACAUGAAGAAUACGAACAAUCUAAAGAUCAACCCAUGAAAGAAGACAAUAUGCAGUCGGUUCCUGAAAUAGAGCCAAAAGGUUCCAAGGAUAAGUUAGAAGCCGAAAAAACUGACACCGAUGUACAACAAGAUCAGAAUAUAGAUGAACAAGAUACGGGAGAAGAUAAAGAAGGCAUAGGUCAAGCUGAAAAUGAGACCAACGAUGGAGGUCACCAAGGUAUAGCUGAAACCAAGGAGACUACAACACCUGAAGAUAAUAAAAGCGAUGCUAAUACCAAGGAAAAGAGAAAACAAGGUCGCACUGACGAAGACAGAUCAAUGGGACAAGCUGAGCAAAAUAAGAUAAAGCGUCUUAAAACUGUUGACAAACUCAACGAAGAAAAUAAUGUCCAAAACGAAGAAAAUCAAGAUGAGGCAAAUAAUGAUAUGGAAGCAGAGGAAUAUCAACAUGUUAAGGAACCAAAGACAAGUGAUAAGCUUACUUUAGACAAUGCAACCGAAGAACAGUCCAAGAAAAUUCAGCCUCAGUCUGAAGAGGAAAAAAUUAAUGAAAACGAAGAAGCUGCCGAAAAUCAAUCGGAAUUAAUUGAAGAAACUGAAGAAGAACUUAACAAUGUGGAUCCACAAGAAAUGAUCUCCGAAAAAAUGGAAAAGAAUUCGGAAAAUCCCUCAAAGUCUGAGCCUAGAAAUGACAAUGUUACCACUCAAGAACAAUUAGAAGUGGAUGGUGAUGUUAUUGAAACAAUGACGGUACAAAGAAGUGACGAUACUACUGCACAUUGCAAUAAGGAAAUACUGAGUGACAAGAGUGGACAUGUAGAGGAGUUAAGUGCUGCCAAAACACUAGAAUUAAGAAGAAUAUACCAGGAACAAGUUACUUCACAGCAGCCAAUUAUUGCCCAAAAUGAAGACCAUGAAACGUGGCAUGCUAUAUCCAAUCGUAUGUCGCAAAAUGCUCGAGACCUUUGUGAACAAUUGCGUCUUAUCUUAGAACCAACGAAAUGUACAAGACUGAAGGGAGACUACCGAACCGGACGCCGUAUAAAUAUGAAAAAAAUUAUUCCGUAUAUUGCCUCUCAAUUCCGUAAAGACAAGAUCUGGUUGCGAAGAACAAAGCCGGCGCAACGCGAUUAUAAAAUUACUAUAGCUAUUGAUGAUUCAAAGUCAAUGCAUCAUAAUAAUUCGAAAGUCUUGACUCUGGAAGCCAUAUCUUUAGUGUCUCAGGCUUUAACACUGCUGGAAAGUGGACGUUUAAGCGUAAUAUCUUUUGGGGAACAACCCCAAAUAUUGCUCAAUCACAAUGAACAGUUCGAUGGACCAAAGUUAGUUAGUUCCUUGCAGUUUUCACAGGAUAAAACGAAGAUUGCCGAAUUACUCGACUUCAUACGGACGGCAGGCUUAGAAGAAGGUUCUUCUACUUCCGACAACGGCAUUUUCGAAAAUCUUCUCUUAAUUUUAAGCGAUGGCCGGAACAUAUUUAGUGAAGGCAAAUCAAAGGUGCGAAAUGCUAUUAAACUAGCAAGACUUCAACGAAUUUUCCUAGUUUACAUUAUCAUAGAUAAUCCGGAGAACAAGAACUCUAUACUUGACAUACAGACAAUGGAAAUGUUACCAAAUAAUUCUAUUAAUAUAAAAUCUUAUUUAGAAGAUUUUCCAUUCCCCUAUUAUGUUAUAGUGAGAGACUUGAAUCAAUUGCCCACGGUUUUAAGUGAGGCUAUGCGUCAGUGGUUCGAACUAGUAAAUAGUGAACAAUAAAAAUUUUAUAGCAAACAUGUUAAACACACAUAGUUGUUAAUAUAUAAAUGUAUAUUACAUUAUACCUAGUUCAAAGUUAAAAAAUGUGAAAUAUGAAACUGUAAAUACUUACAAGAGAAUACCUAUUUUAAAUACUUUUAUAGACUUUAAUAAACAAAAUUGAAAAUUUAUGAAUAAA